Bombina bombina (fire-bellied toad) is the source of this 646-nucleotide messenger RNA. Its product is annotated as pre-B-cell leukemia transcription factor 1-like. Gene Ontology annotation, molecular function: RNA polymerase II cis-regulatory region sequence-specific DNA binding; DNA-binding transcription factor activity, RNA polymerase II-specific. Gene Ontology annotation, cellular component: nucleus. The transcript is spliced from 2 exons. Gene Ontology annotation, biological process: neuron development; eye development; embryonic organ development. Lineage: Eukaryota; Metazoa; Chordata; Amphibia; Anura; Bombinatoridae. The coding region runs from base 25 to 357 and encodes 110 amino acids. The record is from RefSeq and is a predicted model, not a curated record.
UGCAAUGAGUUCACCACCCAUGUGAUGAAUCUACUCAGGGAGCAAAGCCGCACUCGACCCAUCUCACCCAAGGAAAUUGAGCGCAUGGUGGGUAUCAUCCACCGCAAGUUCAGUUCAAUUCAAAUGCAGCUCAAGCAAAGUACAUGUGAGGCCGUAAUGAUCCUUCGCUCUAGAUUCCUGGAUGCACGGAGGAAGAGAAGAAACUUCAACAAGCAAGCUACAGAGAUCCUCAAUGAAUAUUUUUAUUCCCACCUCAGCAACCCGUACCCCAGUGAGGAAGCCAAAGAAGAACUUGCCAAGAAAUGUGCCAUCACGGUAUCACAGGUGGGUGUGCAACUAUCUGUUUGUUGGCUUUGAUGAAAACAACUGAUAUGGAAACCACCAGUUCCUCACAGAUGGAAAUUCAGGCUAAUUAGAGAUUCUUGGCGAGACCUCUUUUGGCCCCAAACAUGUUUGUCGUUUUAUGGUAGGAUGUGCAUACUGUGGCUAUUUACCUUGGGGAGAACUAAUGAAAAACUCCUGCUCCAAUCUAAAUCCAAGUUAACCAAGCACUUUUUGAUUCCAGGGCAAAUGUCACUGUGUGGCCCUAGAUGUAUCUUCUGCUUAUUGUGGUCACGUAGGAUGUAAACUUGUGUUACUACAAGUA